Messenger RNA from Dunckerocampus dactyliophorus (ringed pipefish), 2956 nucleotides. It is a transcript of the gene e2f4, whose product is annotated as E2F transcription factor 4. Lineage: Eukaryota; Metazoa; Chordata; Actinopteri; Syngnathiformes; Syngnathidae. Bases 242 to 1396 code for a protein of 384 amino acids. Gene Ontology annotation, biological process: regulation of transcription by RNA polymerase II. Gene Ontology annotation, cellular component: RNA polymerase II transcription regulator complex. Gene Ontology annotation, molecular function: DNA-binding transcription factor activity, RNA polymerase II-specific; RNA polymerase II cis-regulatory region sequence-specific DNA binding; protein dimerization activity. The transcript is spliced from 11 exons. The record is from RefSeq and is a predicted model, not a curated record.
GCUCUCCCAACCGAAAGCUCGCUCAAUGAAUCAUCGCCUUCGUUUACACCGGUUGAUUUAGUGCAGUAUUUUGGAGCAAGUCCGCGCAGGAAGGAGCACUAAAACGCGCUUAUGCCACACACAUCGCCAUCCUUUAGUUCAUUUGACUAGGGCGGCGGAGCGUGCUUUCCUGGGCUCGCUUCCUAGGUUUUGGUUGGGGAGGCAGGAGAGGGACUACGGCGCUGGUCCCGAGAGUCGAGAGAUGAUGGAGCUAGAGUCGGCCAGUAACAGGGGCGAACUGGGAGCUAUGGGAGAUCCCUUGCAGCCACAGACACCCAGCAGGCACGAAAAAAGCCUGGGACUCCUCACUGCUAAGUUUGUAACUUUGCUGCAAGAGGCGAAAGACGGAGUACUGGAUCUGAAAGCUGCUGCAGACACCUUGGCAGUGCGGCAGAAGCGGCGGAUCUACGACAUCACUAAUGUGCUGGAGGGAAUUGGACUGAUAGAGAAAAAGUCCAAGAACAGUAUCCAAUGGAAGGGUGUGGGUCCAGGUUGUAACACCAGGGAAAUAGCGGACAAACUGAUUGAUCUGAAGGCAGAACUUGAUGAUCUGGCCAUUAGGGAACAUGAGCUGGACCAGCAGAGAGUCUGGGUGCAGCAGAGCAUCAAGAAUGUGACAGACGACUCCAACAAUAGUCCUAUGGCAUAUGUCAAACAUGAGGACCUCUGUGGAGCUUUCAAAGGUGACACCCUCCUAGCGAUACGCGCCCCCAUUGGCACGCAACUAGAGGUGCCCAUACCAGAAGCUGUUAUGAAUGGACAAAGAAAAUACCAGAUCCGUCUGAAAAGUUCAUCGGGCCCCAUUGAAGUUUUACUGGUCAAUAAGGACUCCUCCAGUGCCUCUCCAGUAGUUUUGCCUGUCCCGCCUCCAGACGACGUCCUUCAGAGCCUCCCAGCAUCGUCAGCCUCCUCCCAGGCUCCUAAAGCAGUUCCAGAACCGCCAAAGCUUGGUUCUGCCUCACCAUCAGCCAUUGCAGCCAGCCAGCCAACCUCAGUUACAGAAGUGACCAGCACCACACCACUCACUCCAACCACAGACGCCCCUUCUGCCAUUACUCAGCAACUUCAGUCCUCCGCCUCAUUGGAUGGAUCUGUGUCAUCUUCAGCAUCCGCAGCGUUUGAACCCAUUAAGUCGGACCCGUCUGAGCUGCUGGACUUUCCCAAAGAGCUCUCAGAAAUGUUUGAUCCAACGAAAGAGAUUAUGAGCGGCGAUUUGUUGGAGGACCUCAUGUCCUCAGAAGUUUUCUCGCCUCUCCUGCGUCUGUCCCCGCCACCUAGCGACCAUGAAUACAUAUACAACCUGGAUGAGACAGAAGGCCUGUGUGACCUCUUUGACGUCCCCAUUCUUAACCUCUGACCCCCAAAGAUGGCCGUCACAGCGGCGCAACUCCGAGCUAUCGUUCCCCCUCAUGACCCCCCCCCCCCUUCACCAACAGUGAAGGUGAGCAGCAAACAAAUGGCAUCAGUGUUGACAGACUCCUAUGAACAGGGAGCUCAACCUGAGCUCCGUAGCGCCACGAGGGACAACACAACGUUUUUAUUUGAAGCUUUUCCAAGAAUCAAAACACACACAAAAAACACAAAAUCUAUUUUUGGAUUCUUGUUUAUAUGUAAGUGUCUCACUGAUGUUUGAACCUGCAAAUGAAUGUGUGUUGGCUUUACACGUGUGCGUGCAUACUACGUGUGUGUGUUUUGGAUGCUUGUGUGUAUGAAGUCCGAUGUCUUCAGGAAGAAAAAAAAAAAACAGAAACAUUUUCCUAUCAGGUCCAGAGUCAUGGCGGACUAAUGGAGCGCAGCCUUUAUCACCCACCAGCUGCUCAUACAUGGUUUGAAUCAGUCCAAACGCAGCUGGUUAAAUAUGCACUAUCUUUGUGUACAUAAAGAAUAUAUAUUUUGUCUUAGCAGCGCACCCGCCAAUUGUCUAAUGAAUUGCAUUUGUAACACAAGCAGAUCUAGUUGGUUGAUAUAGCUAUAUACUCAUAUAGCUGAUUCCUGUAUAGUCACUUGUGUAUUUUAUUCCUCCAUACUUUUUAUGUAUGCUAACUAGAAUAGCGUUUUUAUCUGCUAGAAAUUUUAAAGGGAUUGUUGCCUUUCAUUUGAGGCUAUACAAACUAUAGGAGAUGGAAUUUAUCAGCGCUAUUUUCCAGAUCAUCAGAACAUCAUGUCUGGAUGUACCUUACAUCACACUGAACACAUGGUCACGAAUUACUUAGUCCAGGAUCACCAGCCAGCCAUUGUGUUUGCCUCAUCCUUCAACAAAUCAGGAGUGCUUUGGAGCUUAGGGGAGAUGAUUCAGCACAACUUACCGAGUAAUGUGUGUGUGUGUGUGUGUGUGUGUGUGAGAUGGAAAUUAAGUUACUAGGCCCCAUGGCUGUUUUUUUUUUUUAAACAGGCAAUGUGUAUUUGCAUCAGAUGAAAUAAAAUAAACACUGAUAUCUCUUUAGAUUGUCUGGCUGUAUCCCAUUGGUGAGACUUGUUGGUCGUAUACCUGUAAAAAGUGAAAAUGCAGCAAGUAAAGCUUUAAUAUUCCAAUGUCACUCAGUCUUAAAUAAGGAAUGAUGUAAAAGUCAGUUUGGAGGAAGUGUACAACAAAUGAAAGUAAAGGCACCAGUGUUUGGGGUUGUUAUCUGUGACAGUAUAAAUGUGUAUUAUUUCAAGACGACAGUGUUUUUUGUUUGUAUUCAAUGACUGCAUCCACCAUUUAAAGCAUUCAUUCCAUAUAAAAAGUGGAGUGAUUUAUCAGUUCUAAUCUAGGUGCACGAGCUACUGAUAUUUAAUCAUUUCCCCCAAAACGCCUCAGGGGGGCAGCUCGUUCACGUCCACUCAGACGGACGUCCUUUUAGGAACGUAAACACGGCCAAAUGUAGUGAAGGUAGUAUCGGGGACUUUAGAUGCAGGUAGUGAAAUCCCAAGUUAU